Molecule: messenger RNA, 2718 nt
Organism: Hyla sarda
Lineage: Eukaryota; Metazoa; Chordata; Amphibia; Anura; Hylidae
Gene: ANKMY2
Product: ankyrin repeat and MYND domain containing 2
Exons: 10
Coding region: 112-1440 (442 amino acids)
Molecular function (GO): protein binding
Source: RefSeq, a predicted model, not a curated record
CAGGCUCAGCUCCGGGCUCGGCUGUGGUCGCCAGUACUAGUAAUGGCCGCCGUCUCCCCAAUACCGAAUUGAUACUUUAUUUGGAUACAUUGUAUCACAGCCCGGAGCAACAUGGCGAAUAGGAGAGGAGAGCUGACCGGGGAGGAGAAGACGCUGGUGACGGUCAUCUCCAAAGGGAAUGUUCAGGAAGCCGUCACACUCCUGGGGAGUAAAGAUGUUCGUGUUAACUGUUUGGAUGAGCACGGGAUGACCCCCCUGAUGCACGCCGCCUACAAGGGGAAGGUGGACAUGUGUGAACUGCUGCUGCAGCACGGCGCCGACGUCAACUGCAACGAGCACGAGCACGGAUACACCGCCCUGAUGUUCGCUUGUCUGUCAGGGAAAAAAGAAAUCGUCUGGAUGAUGUUGGAGGCCGGGGCUGACACCGACGUGGUCAACUCUGUGGGGAGAACGGCCGCGCAAAUGGCAGCUUUUGUAGGCCAGCACGACUGCGUUACCGUCAUUAACAAUUUCUUUCCACGUGAAAAGUUGGAUUAUUACACCAAACCUCAAGGGUUAAGUAAAGAACCAAAGUUGCCUGUGAAGUUAGCCGGACCCUUACACAAGAUCAUCACAACCACCAACCUCCACCCGGUCAAGAUAGUUUUCCUGAUCAAAGAAAACCCGCUGCUGCUGGAACCGGAAGCCCUGAAGAAAUGCAGCGCGGUGCUGGAUCUGGUCUGCGAGAAGUGCAUGAAGCAGCGGGACAUGAACGAGAUCCUGGCCAUGAAGAUGCAUUACAUCAGCUGCAUCCUCCAGAAGUGCAGCAGCUGCCUGCAGGAGAGCUCGCUGGACGCGCUCAUCAAAAGCUUACUGAAGGGUCGAGACGGCGACUGUUUUACAGUUUACCAAGAAAAGUUCAUCAGGGAAAGUAUCCGGAAAUUUCCAUAUUGCGAGGCUACGCUCCUCCAGCAACUGGUUCGAAGCAUCGCCCCUGUGGAAGUGGGUUCUGACCCCACCGCCUUCUCUGUGCUGACACAAGCCAUUACCGGCCAGGUGGGCUUUGUGGAUGCAGAGUUUUGCACCACGUGUGGAGAGAAAGGUGCAGAUAAGCGGUGCUCUGUCUGCAAGCUGGUCAUCUACUGUGGCCAGAACUGUCAGAAGCUUCACUGGUUCACCCACAAGAAAGUCUGUAAAAUCCUGAAGGAAAAACGGGAGAAACAAGAGCUGGAGGCGGCCAAAGAGAAGAGGAGGCAGGAGAAGCUGGCCGAGAAAGAGCAUACGUCUGCUGAGUCCAGUGCGGUGCAGGAAAAGAAGGAUGAAGGUGACGAUGAAGUUUCCAAAAAAGAAGAGGAGAAAGAGCUGGAGGAUCCGGCGGAGGAGACUGAGACCUCUGCACCAUCUGAAGAGACCUCCCCCGAUCCAGGCCAGGUGACCCCACAGGACGGGGCAGGACAAUGAUCUGAUCACUGCUGUCCUAUGACGCGGUGCGAUAAGGUGUGCUAUCUGCUUCCUGUUGCUGACGAACUACAAGUCCCAGCUUGGUGGUAGUUCUUCAAAUGGGAGGAGAGGCAGAUUCCAGUAUGAGGUCAUCUGUGUGCAGAAGCGGGAGCCCCCAACAUCCCAUCCCAACCCCCUAACACCAUCAGAAACAUCUGCGCCCAUCGACCACGUGACCAAUACGGGAUGGUGUUCUGUACGUGUUCCACACAGUUUUUUGGGAUGUUUGAGUUUGUUUUAUCAGUGUCUGGGAAAGCUGGGUGAUGAUCAAUAUGGUUGCCGUUACAGUGCAAAAAUAAUUCUUCUUCAGCUUCCUAGAUUUCUGAAUUGCAGCCCUGCCUUAUUAUGCAGCAAUAUGGAUGGAUUUGUCAUUCAGGAAUCUGGUUAAGCUGGGUGUCAUUCUGUGCUGCGCCCACUACAUUGCCAGUCACCCAACUUUCCCAGAGACUGAAGUAUAAAAACUGAUAAACAGAAUUGGAUUUUUGUUUCUGAAUUCACAUGGUGCAGAUUUGUGGGGAGAAACUGUAUUUUUUCAUCUAUAAUAUCUCAAUUCAGAUGAGUAAAAUUCUGUGACCAAUCUGUGUGAACUCUACUCUAAAAAGCUGUGUCAACUGGGACCGAUAUGAUGGCGACGUCAGCUCCCUCAUUGGUAAGCGCUCACCUAGACUCCUGAAUGGCAGUUAGUUAGUCAGCAGUAUGGUUAGCAGGAAUGUAUUGCCGCAUAAACCCGUCAGAUAUGCCAUUCAGAAAUCUGGAAAAGCUGGGUCACACUCCAUGUAGUAGCUGUAAUGGCACACACAUUAAAGGACUUUAAGUUUUAAUUUUUCUGCCCAUAUCAGGCACACUCACCAUCACUAUUCCUUCAGUGUCAUCUAUUUUAUUCCAGCACAGCUGCAUCCAUACAGUUCAUUACUGUAACUGGGUCAUGUGUUCAUCAGCCAGACACUCAAAAAAUCAGUGUUUCAGAGGGAAGGGUCAGUCCUGGAUCAGCUGACUUUAUCUGAACUAUUGGAUAACAGCCUCCUGGUAACUCCCAGAAACCUCCCCUUUAGCUCUAUCUGUAUACUGCUGCAGCUAUCUCUAUGGGAUCAGUAUAUAUAGUAGUUAUACACCUCCCCUCCAGCUCUAUCUGUAUACUGCUGCUAUCUCUAUGGGAUCAGGAUAUAUUGUAGUUAUACACCUCCCCUCCAGCUCUAUCUGUAAACUGCGGCUGUCUCUAUGGGAUCAGGAUAUAUAGUA